Molecule: messenger RNA, 3617 nt
Organism: Crotalus tigris (Tiger rattlesnake)
Lineage: Eukaryota; Metazoa; Chordata; Lepidosauria; Squamata; Viperidae
Product: potassium voltage-gated channel subfamily A member 1
Exons: 1
Coding region: 541-2022 (493 amino acids)
Biological process (GO): protein homooligomerization; potassium ion transmembrane transport
Cellular component (GO): juxtaparanode region of axon; dendrite; paranode region of axon
Molecular function (GO): delayed rectifier potassium channel activity; protein binding
Source: RefSeq, a predicted model, not a curated record
CUGCCCAAUGACUAGCUCCCUUCCCUAUUUCCCUUCCUUUCUUCAGCCCGGACUCCCUCCGGCCCAGCCCCUUCCCCGCUUUCUCUCUCUUGACUUUCCGUUCUUCAUCCCUGCCGUCUCCCAACCCUGGAGCUGUCCACUUCAGCACCUUCCGCAGCGACGCGUUAACUCUGCCCCGGGAGCUGUCCACUUCAGCACCUUCCGCAGCGACGCGUUAACUCUGCCCCGGGAGCUGUCCACUUCACACCUUCCACAGCGACGCGUUAACUCUGCCCCGGGAGCUGUCCACUUCAGCACCUUCCGUACAGAUGGUCUAACUCUGCCUUGGGAGCUGUCCACUUCAGCACCCUCCGUACAGAUGGUCUAACUCUGCCCCUGGGAGCUGUCCACUUCAGCACUCUCCGUAGCGAUGGUCUAACUCUGCAGGGGACCCACGGCUCUCUCUGAAGUCCUCCUCCCUCCAUUGCUCGCUGGCCGGCUCCGGGGGCUGGGGGACUUCUCUUGUCUCCUGCCUCCGGCCCUAACUCUCCUUCUCCCACCAUGACUGUCAUGGCUGGGGACAACCCGGACGAAACCUUGGCUUUGCCAGGCCACCCUCAGGACAGCUAUCGGCCUGGGUCUCACGAGGACCACGAGUGCUGUGAGCGGGUGGUGAUUAACAUUGCUGGCCUGAGGUUUGAGACGCAGCUGAAAACCCUGGCUCAGUUCCCCAACACUUUACUGGGGAACCCCAAGAAACGCAUGAGGUACUUUGACCCACUGAGGAACGAGUAUUUCUUUGACCGGAAUCGGCCAAGCUUCGAUGCCAUCCUCUAUUACUAUCAGUCUGGGGGAAGGCUUCGCCGGCCGGUCAACGUCCCUCUGGACAUGUUCUCCGAGGAGAUCAAGUUUUACGAGCUGGGGGAAGAGGCCAUGGAAAAAUUCCGGGAGGAUGAAGGUUUCAUUAAAGAGGAAGAGCGACCCCUCCCUGAGAAAGAAUAUCAAAGGCAGCUUUGGCUGCUCUUCGAAUACCCCGAAAGCUCUGGGCCGGCCCGGGUGAUCGCCAUCGUCUCCGUCAUGGUGAUCUUAAUCUCCAUCGUCAUCUUUUGCCUGGAAACCCUGCCAGUCUUAAAGGACCAGGAGAAGGACUUUGAGCUCCACAAGCGUAUGGACAACUCCACCGUCUUUCGCAAACCCAACAUCUUCACGGACCCCUUCUUCGUGGUGGAAACUCUAUGCAUCAUCUGGUUUUCCUUCGAGUUGGUGGUGCGCUUCAUCGCCUGCCCAAGCAAGGCCGAGUUCUUCAAGAACAUCAUGAAUUUCAUAGACAUAGUGGCCAUUAUCCCUUACUUCAUCACUCUGGGCACAGAGAUGGCGGAGCGGAAGGGCCCCCCCAAAGGAGAACAGGCCACUUCUCUGGCCAUCCUGAGGGUCAUCCGAUUGGUAAGAGUCUUUCGCAUCUUCAAACUCUCCAGGCACUCCAAAGGCCUCCAGAUUCUGGGACAGACCCUCAAGGCGAGCAUGAGGGAGUUAGGCUUGCUAAUCUUUUUCCUUUUCAUUGGGGUGAUUUUGUUCUCCAGCGCAGUGUACUUUGCUGAAGCUGAGGAAAAUGGGACUUCUUUUGAGAGCAUCCCCGAAGCUUUCUGGUGGGCAGUGAUAUCCAUGACCACCGUAGGAUAUGGUGACAUGUACCCUGUGACAAUUGGAGGCAAAAUCGUGGGCUCCUUGUGUGCCAUUGCUGGUGUGCUGACAAUUGCCCUGCCUGUACCUGUCAUUGUGUCCAACUUCAACUACUUCUACCACCGAGAAACAGAAGGGGAAGAACAGGCUCAAUUGCUUAAAGUUAGCUCUCCUAACUUAGCCUCUGACUCAAACCUGAGUCGCCGUAGCUCCUCCAGCAUCAACAAGUCUGAGUAUAUGGAAAUUCAGGAGGAUGUGAAUAAUAGCCUAGACAAUUUUAGGGACGCCACUCUCAGAACUGGCAACUACACCUUAACCAAUCAGAACUGUGUCAAUAAAACCAAGCUGCUUACCGAUGUUUAGGCCAUGUAGGGAAGGGGGAGGGGAACCCCCCCCACACACACCUUGGUAGCUUGGAAAUGUUAAAGGGAUGAUUGCCCCCCCCUCUUUGUAGAUGCUUGAUGAAUAUGCCUUUGAAUGCUUGACCUCGGCUGCGUUGCAAAUUUUGCUCAGCGCCCUCAAGAAGCGUUCAGGAUCCCAUGAAUGAGAGUCACAAUUUUGGGGUUGUGUUUUAUUUUGGGUGUGGGGGGGGGGGAGGAUGGAAGAGGAUUUCCUUUUCAAAAGUUAUUUUCCAGUGGGUAUGAAUAGUUAAUGAUCAUCCAUCGGACUAGUCUAGUUAGAAAUAAGUACGAUAUGCUUCUAGCCCUAGAAUCCUUUGCUUUACUUCUUCUUCUUUUUUUUUUUUUUUGGUUCGUUCACUUUGAUUUUUAACAAUCCCCCCCGGAGAGGACUUUUAACAAAUAUGCAUGGAAUACAGGAAAAGUUUCUAUUUAAGACGAAAACAGCAACAACAACAACAACAACAAAACCCUGCACAAUGCAUCCCAAAACACGCAUCCAAUACUCUUUUGAGCAGUAAAAUAAUGGGCAGUAAAUAGUUGCCUUAGGAGGAUCGACUUAAUCUAGUUCCUUGGCAAAAGGUUUUGUAGGUCUGGUGUACGGAUCUACGCACAGCACUUUACAAAAAAAUAUGCCAGGUCAUUCUGGGUUUGCGGGACACCCUUUUGAGGGAUCCUUCUCCCAGGGCUUGGGGUUUUUUGGGGGGGGGUACAAAAUAUCUGCAGUGCUGCUAAGGGGUCUUCAAGGGGCCAAAGAGCCCCUCUUCUCCAGAACUGGAUGCAAAUGUUUGUAGCUUCUCUCUAGCAAGACAGCACAAUAGAAUUUAAUAGAAGCAUGUGGACUUUGAUACUUCUCUGUUUUAUAACUAACUGCAUGCCUUGGCCCAUUACCUCAGAAAUUAAGGAAUAGGCUUUUGUUUCGACCCACCUCCUUUUAAGAUAGGCCUGUCUUUCUUUCUUUCUUUCUUUUUGGUUUCAAUUUGCAUUCACCAAAAGUGCACUCCUUUUUUUUUAAUUUACGAAGUAUCUAAUUAGUAACCGAAAAGUACUGUUAUCUAAGUGCAUAUGUUAGUCAACUGGGUAUAACAACUUUUGGAGAAUCAAAGCAUGUUAAAAUAUUCCGCAUUAUGGCCUCUUUGACGAAAGGCACAGCUCCAAUUAAUUAAUGCAUGAGUUUGGUAAAACAAAAACAACAACAACAACAAAAAAAAGAGAAAAAUUUCUUUCCGUUUGUUUGUUUAAUCGCUUUAUCGGGACCGAAGGGCCGGGAAGCUCUCAUUACAUAGUCUCAAUUAUUUUCCUGUGUUUUACUCAGGGAAUUUAGUUGGCUUCUGCCGGGGCCUGGCUGGAAAGGAACCGACUCCAGCCCUUAAAGGGAAAAAAAAAAAAAAAAAAACUACGGAAAUUUAAAGGUCAGUUUAUAUACAUAGCAAUGCCUAAAUGAGUCUGUAAAUCAGGAAACAACACGCAACAACAACAAAAAAAGGUGCAGAAGCAUGCCUUUUGGUGCAUUCUUACAAUGUAAAAUAAUAAUAAUAACAAUAAUAAUAAUAAAAAAAA